Messenger RNA from Sus scrofa (pig), 4541 nucleotides. It is a transcript of the gene DMBX1, whose product is annotated as diencephalon/mesencephalon homeobox 1. NCBI's taxonomy places the organism in Eukaryota, Metazoa, Chordata, Mammalia, Artiodactyla, Suidae. Gene Ontology annotation, molecular function: RNA polymerase II transcription regulatory region sequence-specific DNA binding; DNA-binding transcription factor activity, RNA polymerase II-specific. The record is from RefSeq and is a predicted model, not a curated record. Gene Ontology annotation, biological process: regulation of transcription by RNA polymerase II.
AUGGGGCUUGUAAUCCACUGUCUCAUCAGAGGAAGGCCUCAGAGUUCGCAGUCCAGCUCUGGACGCGGCCCCAUGUGAACCUCGGCGGCUGCUGAGCACGCAGCACAUGUCGCGAUGCAGCACUACGGGGUGAACGGCUACUCCCUGCACGCCAUGAACUCGCUCAGCGCCAUGUACAACCUGCACCAGCAGGCGGCCCAGCAGGCCCAGCACGCCCCCGACUACCGGCCGUCGGUGCACGCGCUUACGCUGGCCGAGCGCCUGGCUGAUAUCAUCUUGGAGGCCCGCUAUGGCUCCCAGCACCGCAAACAGCGUCGCAGUCGCACGGCGUUCACGGCUCAGCAGCUGGAGGCCCUGGAGAAGACCUUCCAGAAGACUCACUAUCCAGACGUGGUGAUGCGUGAGAGGCUGGCCAUGUGCACCAACCUACCCGAGGCCCGGGUGCAGGUGUGGUUCAAGAACCGUCGGGCCAAGUUCCGGAAGAAGCAGCGCAGCCUGCAGAAAGAGCAGCUCCAGAAGCAGAAGGAGGCUGAGGGCUCCCACGGGGAAGGCAAGACCGAGGCCCCACCUCCAGACACCCAGCUGGAGACUGAGCAGCCCCCCAGCCUGCCCGGCGGUGACCCCCCUGCUGAGCUUCACCUGAGCCUGUCAGAGCAAUCUGCCAGUGAGUCAGCCCCCGAGGACCAGCCGGACCGGGAGGAAGACCCCCGGGCAGGAGCCGAGGAUCCCAAAACUGAGAGAAGCCCUGGGGCUGAGAGCAAGGGGCUGGGCUGCAAGAGGGGCAGCCCCAAGGCAGAUUCGCCGGGCAGCCUGGCCCUGGCUCCCGCAGCCCCCGGGGGCGGCCUCCUGGGCCCCUCCCACUCCUACUCCUCCUCCCCGCUGAGCCUCUUCCGUCUGCAGGAGCAGUUCCGCCAGCACAUGGCCGCCACCAACAACCUGGUGCACUACUCGUCCUUCGAGGUGGGGGGCCCGGCCCCCGCGGCCGCCGCGGCCGCCGCCGCCGCCGCCGUGCCCUACCUGGGCGUCAACAUGGCCCCCCUGGGCUCACUGCACUGCCAGUCCUACUACCAGUCCCUGUCGGCGGCCGCCGCGGCCCACCAGGGCGUGUGGGGGUCCCCGCUGCUGCCGGCGCCCCCGGCAGGCCUGGCCCCGGCCUCGGCUGCCCUGAACAGUAAAACCACGAGCAUCGAGAACCUGCGGCUUCGGGCCAAGCAGCACGCCGCCUCCCUGGGACUCGAUACGCUGCCCAACUGACGGCUGGCCUCGCACCCAGCCAGGGCUCCUGGGUGCCCCCAGCCCAGCCCCACGGUUAUCCCAAGACGGCUCUCUAGGAGUUAAUUAAGUCCGUGAGCCCAGGGAUGCAGGGGUUCGGGAGUCCUGCCUCCUGCCCCUUCCCCCAGAGCUCCAUCCCCUGUGCAUGGCCCUGCUUGGAUCCCACGGAGGCCCAAUGGGGAGGCGGUGAGAGGCCGGUGCCCCCCCCUCCCCGCCCCCCGUCGCCUCGGGGAGUAAGAGGCUCUCGCUGGCUAGACCCCCACCUGUGCCGCCUCCUCCCGUCGCUCCCUCCCUCCCCUUCUGCCCCUAGUAAGUUGGUGUGUGGAAUGUGAGAUAUAAAUAUAAAUAUAUAAAGCUAUAUUUUCAGGCACCUGCCUGCCCCAGGCCCCGCCCCCCAUCUCUUUACCUCCAACGCCCCUGCCUCCGCCCCGCAGCUUCUGCAUCCCACUCGGCCUGGCCUUCCCGUCUCUCCGUCUCUCUCUCCCCUUUCCUUCUUCCCCGACUCCCUCUCCCUGCCUCUGUCCCGUGGGCCACCCCGUCUCCCCAGCCGCUGUCUUCCCCACCCUAGACACGCCCCCGGCCCCCAGGUCCCUUCUCCCCGCUCCCGCUUUCUUUCUUCGGUGCUGGCUGUGUCGGUGUCGUCAGUCCCCAGGCUAUGUUCCCUUGGGGUUGUAGCUUUUUGGUUUUAGUAAUUGUCCUUCGCCCUGUUCCUCUCUUUCGCUUCUUCCCGGCCUGCCCGUCGCCUCCCCGCUGGCGCCCCCUCGAGCGCCUCUUUGCAUCCCCAACGGAGGCGAGAGGACCCUCGCCCUCCCUCCCUGGAGACCCUGUAGCCACUGGAGCUGCAAGCAGGAGGGGGCGCUAGUUCCCACACCCCCCCUCCCCCAGGCCUGGAGGCCAGAAGGACGUAUUCUCUUACCUCUCUUUUCCAGCUUUGAACACCCCCACCCGGUCCCCCCGCUGAGAAGGAGGGGCGGAUGCAGGAGUCAGACUGGGGCGGGCAGUGGACGGCAACCUCCUGGCUGUAGGACCUCCAGGAGGGAGGCGGGCUGCCAGGCUCAUCCAGGCCUGGCCACAGGGCUCUAGACCCCUCUUUGGUGAGACAUCCCUGGGUGGAGGGCAGCAGUGGGGAGGGGGUGCCCUCCGAGACGGAUCUGCAGAGGAAAGCGGUCCCAUAGCCGCCGGGCCGCCAGGUUCCAAAGCUAGUGUCCAGGGCUGGCGUGGGGCUGAGCCGGGAGGGAAGGUGGGACUCUAGGUCCUCACCACAGAAACUCAAACCACCUGGCAGGGAAGGCGGGGGUCUCAGUUCUGUCCCGGGGAAGGGGGGUGUGCUGGCCCAGAGGCAAUUGUAAGGACCUCAGGCGUUUGACCUUGAGUCAGCCUGUGGCCUCUCUCGGGCUGUUUCCCCACCUGGAUUAGGUGGCCUGUAACAUCCUGCCCGGCUCUGACAUUCUGUGCCUACAGCUUUGCAGGGCAGAAGCUUUUAGUUAAACUAACAGCAAGCACCGAAAGGCUCUCAAAAGCACAAUGUAGAGACUAGAAAAGGACAGUCGCUUUGCUGCGGAGCCACGGGUGUCGCAAGCACAAGCCUCUCCGUGAGCAUGGCCACCUUCUCUGGGUCUCAGUUUCUCCAAGAAGUAUAAGGGGUCCCUUUGAGUUGAGACAAUCUGCACUGGAUCCUGCUCCUCUUGAGUUUUAGUCCAGCCUCUCUGUCACCCCUUCUCCAAGCCUUCACAUGGGCUCAGGGGCUCAGGGCAAGGGGAGGACAAUGGCUUGUGCAGAUGCUGGGUCAUGAUCCCCGGGGCUUUGUGGCUCCCCACUGAAGCCCCCCCCCCCUGCUUAGAGAAGUUGCAUCUGAAAACCAGGGUAAAGAUCCCUAAGGCUUGUCCCCUCUCCCAGUGGGAAGAGAGGGGUGGGUCCACCGGGGCCUCGGGAAGAUUGGUUGACAGAGCAGGCGAUGCCCUUGAUCCUAGGGGAGGCUGUCCGGGCUGCGGCAGACGGAGAAGGCUUGGAAUGGGAAAAAAAAAAAGUGAAGGGCAUGGUAGCUUGGGCCAGGAAAGCUGUUUGAACAAAGCAAUGCUUUAGACUGCAUGGGCGAUGGGGAAGUGUGGCUAACUUCGUGAGAGGUGGGGCUGAGGGUGAAACCCAGGAGAAAGACCUCACCUCGAUGUGGCCGUGACCAAGGCAGGCAGAUGAGGUCUUCUGAAGCGGGGGAUCAGCUGAACCAGUAUCGAGUAUCUGGAAUCUGGAAGGUAAAGCAAAGAGCCACAGGAGAUCACGGGAGAGACUUGGGCAGGGGCACAGCGGGGUGGCAGAGACUCUAGAAGACAGAGGGGGUUUCUGGUUUAUCGUCUGGGGUCAGUGCCAGGAAGGUCUGUUUAGGAAGUGCAAAUAAUCUCAUGUAGCCCAGGCAUGGUUUUGCCAAAGCGUUUUGCUUGUCUCUGGAGGCAAACGACCGUCACUGGGCUUUGGAAUCCAACAGCUCUAGACCUCACCACUUCCUCCAGGAAGCCUCCCCUGACUUCGCCAGGAGCAAGUCGGCCCCGAAGUCCUGUGCUGUCGUGGUGAAGCCAGGCCCUUCUCCAGCUCUCAGCCCAGUUCCCUCCGAGCUUUGUAACAUUCGCUCCAAUCUCCCAGCCCGGAGGAGGCCAGGGCACUGGACGACUACUCCUUCCCCGGGACAAACCUCGACCUAGUUUAGGGGACCGGUCUCAGGGACCGAAAGCAGCCAGAGAGAGAGAGGGGAGUGUACGUGUAAGCCAGGCCCUGUGUCUCCCAUGAGCUUGGGGUGGGGGGGCCCGCCGCACCUGAGACUGAGGCUGCGGCCUCUCCCAGGUCGGCUCGGCCACCUCCCAGCUGAGAGCCCAAGGCUUUGAACAGUCCCUUCCAGGAAGGCCUCAUUCGGCUCCUCUCCCCGUGUCUGAGGCCUCCGUUUCCCCGCGUCCUCACCUCCUCAGAGCAUGGUCCAGGGGCCUGGGCCCCCCACCCCGACUCCGCAGCGGCGGGCUGUACAGAUUGCUUUCCAAACCAGCUGUUUUGUGACCUUUUGUGCUUAGAGGUCGUGCCAGCCCAUGGCAAAACCACUGUGUACCGUAUUUAUUUAUUCUGUUAGUUGAUAAAAAACACGACUCAGAUGCCCCCGCCCCUGCUCCUCCCCCUGCGUGGUGCAGCAUGACACUCUGUCGUGUGUGUCCCUCUGUCUGUCUGUCUGUCUGUCUGACUUCCUGUGACGCUGUGACCUGUUCUUUGUCCUACUUGGCUAAUAAAAGAGA